AUUCUUUUCUCUAUAAAUUGAAAUGAAUUGAGACUGAACAAACCCAAUUCAGUAACUAAGAUGGCGCAAGUGAGGAACAAGCAAGUGCUUCUAAGGGACCAUGUCACUGGUUUUCCUAAAGAAUCCGACAUGAACAUUGUUGAAAGUACAAUAACUUUGAAGGUUCCAGAAGGUUCCAAUGAUGUCCUGCUCAAAAAUCUCUACUUGUCUUGUGACCCAUACAUGAGGAAUCUUAUGAACAAGCCUGAAGGCCCUCCCAAUCCUCGUUCUUACACUCCUGGCUCCCCAUUAACAGGAUAUGGUGUGUCUAAAGUUCUGGAAUCUGGACACCCAGAUUAUAAGGAGGGUGAUUUGGUGUGGGGCUUUACCAAAUGGGAAGAGUAUAGCUUGUUACCCUCAGCUCAAAUACUUUUCAAAAUUGAGCACACUGAUGUGCCACUUACCUACUACACUGGAAUUCUUGGUAUGCCCGGAGUGACUGCAUAUGCAGGUCUGUUCGAAGUAGGCUCUCUCCAGAAAGGAGAGAAGGUUUUUGUUUCAGCUGCCUCAGGUGCAGUUGGUCAACUUGUUGGGCAAUUCGCUAAACUGAAUGAUUGCUAUGUAGUUGGAAGUGCUGGAACUAAAGAGAAGGUCGAUCUCCUGAAGAAUAAAUUUGGAUUUGAUGGAGGCUUUAACUACAAGGAAGAGCCUGACCUUGAUGCAGCUUUGAAAAGGCACUUUCCAGAAGGCAUUGAUGUUUACUUUGAGAAUGUUGGGGGCAAGACACUUGAUGCAGUACUCCUGAAUAUGAGACUCCAUGGUCGAAUACCAGCAUGUGGAAUGAUCUCACAGUAUAAUCUUACUCAACAUGAAGGUGUCGCAAAUUUGGCACAUAUCAUAUAUAAGCGAGUUCGUUUGCAAGGCUUUAACUUCAUUGAUUUUAUUUACCUAUAUCCCAAAUUCUUGGAGUUUCUUCUGCCUAAUAUCAGAGAAGGGAAGGUUGUGUAUGUGGAAGACAUAGCUGAGGGUCUUGACAAUGGACCUGCAGCCUUGGUUGGCCUCUUUAGCGGCCGCAAUGUUGGAAAACAAGUGCUUGUUGUUGCACAUGAAUAGAAGCAUUUGUCUUUUCGUGUUCACUGGUAAGUUGUCAGUUUUGGUUGUGUUAUUGUUGAAAACUUGGCUAUCUUUUUAUAUCACCUUUGAUGUAUGAUGUUGCCAGCUGUUCUUCAUUUCCUCAGAGCUGUACCAAUGUAAUAUGCAUUUGUUUCUCUUGAAUAAAAGCAUAAGCCUUUUUCUAUAUGUUGCUAUAUUA
Cajanus cajan (pigeon pea) is the source of this 1291-nucleotide messenger RNA. Its product is annotated as 2-alkenal reductase (NADP(+)-dependent). The record is from RefSeq and is a predicted model, not a curated record. Lineage: Eukaryota; Viridiplantae; Streptophyta; Magnoliopsida; Fabales; Fabaceae. Gene Ontology annotation, molecular function: 2-alkenal reductase [NAD(P)H] activity.